Molecule: messenger RNA, 3671 nt
Organism: Alexandromys fortis (reed vole)
Lineage: Eukaryota; Metazoa; Chordata; Mammalia; Rodentia; Cricetidae
Gene: Zbtb7b
Product: zinc finger and BTB domain containing 7B
Exons: 3
Coding region: 251-1876 (541 amino acids)
Biological process (GO): regulation of transcription by RNA polymerase II; positive regulation of gene expression
Molecular function (GO): RNA polymerase II cis-regulatory region sequence-specific DNA binding; protein binding; DNA-binding transcription factor activity, RNA polymerase II-specific
Source: RefSeq, a predicted model, not a curated record
GGCCCGGGGGGGGGCGGGUGGGAGCCAGGUGAAUGUACGGCUCUCCGCGGCCAAGGGGGGCGGGCAGCAGGAGGAGGCAAAGGGUGGCGGAGGAGGAGCCCCCCAGCAACGAGCGGCGAGCCACUGACCGCGGCCUUCUGACCAGGACCGGAGCAGGGCCCCAAGCCCCCGGGCCUGGCGGGGGACGCACUUCUUCCCACACUCUGCAUCUGCAGCUCCAGCGUGAGGACCCGAGGGCUGAGAAGAGAAGAUGGGGAGCCCUGAAGAUGACUUGAUUGGCAUUCCAUUCCCAGACCACAGCAGUGAGCUGCUGAGCUGCCUCAAUGAGCAGCGCCAACUGGGCCAUCUAUGCGACCUCACCAUCAGGACGCAGGGGCUAGAGUACCGCACCCACAGGGCUGUGCUGGCCGCCUGCAGCCACUACUUCAAGAAGCUCUUCACGGAGGGUGGGGGGAGCGCGGUUAUGGGAACAGGAGGAGGUGGCGGGAUGGCUGCCGGAGGAGCAGGGGCCGGUGUGUGUGAGCUGGACUUUGUAGGGCCAGAGGCCCUGGGUGCCCUGCUUGAAUUUGCCUACACAGCCACACUGACAACCAGCAGCGCCAACAUGCCAGCCGUCCUCCAAGCUGCACGGCUAUUGGAAAUCCCCUGUGUCAUUGCUGCCUGCAUGGAGAUUCUACAAGGCAGUGGGCUAGAAGCCCCUAGCCCAGAUGAGGAUGACUGUGAGCGAGCCCGACAGUACCUGGAGGCUUUUGCCACUGCCACCACCACAGCCUCAGCUUCGGGAGUGCCCAAUGGUGAAGAUAGCCCUCCACAGGUGCCCCUCCUCCUACCGCCACCGCCACCUCGACCUGUUGCCCGCCGCAGCCGCAAGCCCCGAAAAGCUUUUCUUCAAACCAAGGGGGCCCGAGCAAACCAUCUGGUCCCUGAGCCGCCCACGGUACUCACCCAUCCCUUGACCUACGAAGAAGAAGGGGUGGUUAAUAGAGUGGGCAACACUGGGGGCAGUGGGCUUGGGGACAGCUACAGUCCUCCCGCGGGUGCUGCCUCACCUCCUGAGGGGCCCCUGAACUAUGAGGUCUGCGAGGGUGAGGAAGAGGAGGAGGAGCUGGCAUAUCCCCCAGCCUAUGGGCUAACACAGAGCAACGAGCCCUCACUAUCACCAGAGGAGUUGGGCUCAGAUGAAGACACCAUCGAUCCUGACCUGAUGGCCUACCUAAGUUCCCUGCACCAGGACGCCCUGGCACCAGGCCUGGAUGGCCAAGACAAGCUGGUGCGCAAACGCCGUUCACAGAUGCCCCAAGAGUGCCCAGUGUGUCACAAGAUAAUCCACGGAGCAGGCAAACUGCCACGCCACAUGAGGACCCAUACGGGUGAGAAGCCCUUUGCCUGUGAGGUCUGCGGCGUCCGCUUCACCAGGAAUGACAAGCUGAAGAUCCACAUGCGGAAGCACACAGGAGAGCGCCCCUAUUCGUGCCCACACUGCCCAGCCCGCUUCCUGCAUAGCUACGACCUCAAGAACCACAUGCACCUGCACACUGGGGACCGGCCCUAUGAGUGCCACCUGUGCCACAAGGCUUUCGCCAAGGAGGACCACCUGCAGCGCCAUCUCAAGGGCCAGAACUGCCUGGAGGUGCGCACCCGAAGGCGCCGCAAAGAUGAUGCGCCACCGCACUACCCGCCCCCCUCGACCACCGCCCCAUCCCCCGCUGGCCUUGACCUCUCCAAUGGCCACCUGGACACCUUCCGCCUCACUCUGGCCCGAUUCUGGGAGCAGUCAGCCCCCACAGGACCCCCAGUCACUACGCAAGGGCCCCCUGAGGAGGAGGAGGGGACACCUACCACACCACAGGCUGAAGGUGCCAUGGAGUCCUCUUAAAAGAGGGUGAAUGGCCAGGCUGGAACAGCACAGGCCUGGGAUACCAUGCCACACAAUGGGGAGCACAUAAGACAAGUGGUCAGGGAUCCUGAGCCUCGUUGGCAUCAGAAUCAACCCCCUUUUCCCCAGGAGCCUUCAUUCCAAUUCCAAGCUGAGGUUUUGGGGCACAAGCUCUCUAGAUUGGGGUGAUCACCCAAGGCGUUAUACAUGAAAUAUCUAUGUGUGUGUAUCUGUAUGUCACAGGCACUGCACACACAGUAAAGGUAGGGUCCCUGUCCCCAGCUGCUACUGGGGAAUUGAAGCAAUAAUCUAUCUUUGAUUUGUGGGGUCCCACUUCGGCUAUGCGGGUUUCUAGGAGUCUGGGGCUUGGGACCAAAGCCUGUCGCACUCCCAUGCCCCCUGGGUUUUGGUUGUGUGUGAGGGGGUGGACUGCCCCUCCCUUCCGAGACCCCUCCUUCCUGGUUUCUGUUCCCUUUUUCUGGCAGUAAAUUAUGCAAAGGGGGGUGGCAAAGGAAGGGUAAGUGGGGGUAACAUGGUAGAAGCUUGAAAGAUUGGGGUGCGGGGGGGGGGAGACUGGGCCUGUAAGGACGGAGCCAUCCCAGUUCCCCCCCUCCACCCAGUUCCAAUGCUGAGUCAUGGGGUCCUGGAGAAGGGGGCAGGGUGGCUUGAUUGGUUCGCCCGCCCCUGGGGGGUAGCAUAAGGGCUCCUCCCAGCUAAGGGAGCUCUCCACCUCUCCCCUCCCGCGUCCCGGGGCAGGGAAUGUCUUGUUCCUGGCGCUCCCUCCCUGGGGCCAGAGGGCAGGGCGGGCCGGGCGUCUUACCCUCUUCUCCUCCCCACCUCCCCGCCCAGGUGCAAGCCGGAGCCGCCUCUGCUGCUUGCUGCCCCUGACUCACGCCGCCCCCGGGCUGGCAGGCGCUGGGUGUGGGUUGGGGUGAGGGGUUGAGGUAGCCUUGCAGGGCGCGGGCAAGCCAGCGCCAUCUGGUGGCCAUGCCCUGUAAGGGCGAGCGCCCCGCAGCGACCACUUUCAGUGAACUUAUGUCACACCCAGCCAUCCUGGCCUGUGAACCCCCUUGCCAACACGGUAGCUAAGCAGCUCACUUGCCCCUGGGAAAAGUGAACUGAGGAGCAGACCUCGGGGAAAGGAGUCCGUUCCUUAGACCUUGCCCGUUGCUCUUAGGACUGAGUCCACCCCUGUUCUGUACAUAGCCUCUUCUGAUGGUCUUGUUGAAAUCCAAUUUCACAUUUUAAACUACCAAUUCUCCUGGGGUGGAGAAGAAUCUUCACCCUACCCCUUCCUCGCUGGGUGCUGGACCCCCAUUGCGGCCUGGGCUCUGCCUUGCACUAUUCCCCUACCCCCUUUGGCCUGGUGGCCCUUCCCCCUCCUUAAAAGGGGCAGGUUCAGGGGCCCGGUGCUCUCCUCUCCCCAUGCACCUCCAUGCCCAUUUGCACAGCUGCCCAGGUACCCCCAAUAGUGGGGAGGGGUCAGACAGGGAGGGGUGGCGGGACCAGUCCCUGUAUCUAUUUAAAAAGUGAUGAUGUAAUAUAUUAGAAGGGAGGUCAGGAGCCCUGGGCCUCAUCUUAGCAUUUCAGGUGAUAGGGGAGCCCAGGGCUGGAGAAACCUGGGGCUUAGUCCCAGAGAGUGGGGACACUGUGACUUCCACUCUCUCUACUUGCGGCUUUCCCACUCAGUGCCUUAGUGGGGGAAAGCGUUUCCCCCCUCCCCCAUCCCCCUCAUCUCCCCCUACCCCCACCUCGGGUGUAAGUGAUGGAAGAAAGAAUAAUAAUUUAAGAUUCA